This is a messenger RNA of Sphaeramia orbicularis (orbiculate cardinalfish), 1852 nucleotides long. Its product is annotated as ectonucleoside triphosphate diphosphohydrolase 2-like. The transcript has 9 exons. The record is from RefSeq and is a predicted model, not a curated record. Gene Ontology annotation, molecular function: UDP phosphatase activity; ribonucleoside triphosphate phosphatase activity; GDP phosphatase activity. Gene Ontology annotation, cellular component: plasma membrane. Lineage: Eukaryota; Metazoa; Chordata; Actinopteri; Kurtiformes; Apogonidae. Gene Ontology annotation, biological process: nucleoside diphosphate catabolic process. The coding region runs from base 89 to 1600 and encodes 503 amino acids.
UUUUGCGCAGAGCUUAGACUCCGGUGGCAUCCGAGCGCACAUAGAAUCAGCUCCAGCUCCAGCUUCAGCUUCAGCUUCAGCUUCCAGAAUGGGUCUGCGCUACUCCCAGACCAUCCCUGCGGUGCUUCUACUAUUAAUUGCAAUAAUCGGAAUCCUGCUUUUAGUUAUUCCGACUCAGGAGAUCCAGAAGACUCCAGAACACGAGUUUGGGAUCGUCCUGGAUGCGGGCUCUUCCCACACUUCCAUGUACGUCUACAAAUGGCCGGCUGAUAAGCAAAAUGGGACCGGUAUUGUCACGCAGCACGACGAAUGUCACGUAAAAGGUGGGGGGAUCUCCAGCUACGAAGGUGUUCCUGGUGGAGCCGCGAAAAGUCUGGAGGAGUGUCUGCAACAAGCCAUGAGGAACAUCACCAAAUCCAAGCAUCACCAGACUCCGCUGUAUCUGGGAGCUACAGCAGGGAUGAGACUGUUGGAAAUGGCCAAUCCUGCGGAAUCAAUGCGGAUACUGAAGGAGGUGGGCACCAAACUGCAGUCUUACCCUUUCAGCUUUAAAGGGGCAAACAUCCUGAGUGGGCAGGAGGAGGGGGCGUACGGCUGGGUCACAGUCAACUAUCUGCUCGAAAACUUUGCAAAGUAUGGCUUCAUCAGCCGUUGGUUAAAUCCGGGAAAACCAACCAUCGGAGCUUUGGACUUAGGUGGCGCUUCCACUCAGAUCACUUUUGAGACCUCCGAAAAGAUGGAGAACCCGGAAAAUGCAAUGGCGCUGAAGCUUUUUGGACGAACCUACAACCUGUACACCCAGAGCUUUCUGUGCUACGGCCAAGACCAGUUCCUCCGUAAACUGCUGGCUCAACUGAUCAAGGCUCAGGGUGUUUCGGACCAGCUUUCCCACCCCUGUUAUCCUCGUCAGUACAAAACAUUCAUCUUCCUGGGAAAAGAUGUGUUUAACUCUUCAUGUACUGUGAGGGACAAACCGCCCAAGUUUGACCCUCAGAAGAACAUCUCAGUGGUGGGGACCGGAGAUUACCAAGUCUGCCAGGACACCAUCAAGAAGAUGUUUUCCUUUGACAACUGCAAAUAUUCACGCUGCAGCUUUGAUGGAGUCUUUCAGCCCAGAGUGUCCGGAAGCUUCAUGGCGUUUUCUGCAUACUACUUCACUUACAGCUACAUCAAGACCCUCACCAAUAUCUCCAUCACAUCCCCCCGUCAGAUGAAAGAGGGAAUCCAACGUGUCUGUAACAUGUCCAUCACUAAGAUGAGUGAAAAGACAAAACAGCCUGAGAAAUACAUGAAGAAUGUCUGCGCCGUCUCCAACUUCAUCCAGAUCCUUUUGAUGGAGGGCUAUGGUUUCAAUGACACUUCACUGCCUUCUGUCUCCUUCCAGAAAAAGGCGGGAGGAGCGUCUGUGGGCUGGGCUUUGGGAUACAUGCUGAGUCUGAGUAGUCUGUUACCAACAGAGAGCGUCAGUCUGAUGAAGGCUUUACCCCCAGGCCCAUGGGCCGGAAUCCUCUUCCUCUUCAUCGUCCUCCUCCUCAUGGCAGUGGUGUUCUUAGUGAUAACCUUCAGACAGACGAGGACAAAGAAUGGUGGCAUGGUGUAAAAGAAAUAAAUCCAAAACUUUUGCUUAUAAAGAUGUUUUCGUUUGUGUACGUACAAGAAAAAUGUGCUAAAUUCAACCUCAUUCAACACUUUUUUUAAUGUUUUUGUCUGAUAAAUUGCAUUUUUUCAGGGACUGAACAUGCUGAAAAACUCAUCCAACACUGCACAUGCAUCAGACGUGGAAAAAAAAAAAAAAAAAAAAAAAAAAUGUGGGAAUGAUUGUGGGAAAAAUACGGCUUAAUAGCGCUCCCUA